Molecule: messenger RNA, 3058 nt
Organism: Babjeviella inositovora NRRL Y-12698
Lineage: Eukaryota; Fungi; Ascomycota; Pichiomycetes; Serinales
Exons: 1
Coding region: 349-3042 (897 amino acids)
Biological process (GO): transmembrane transport
Molecular function (GO): oligopeptide transmembrane transporter activity
Source: RefSeq, a predicted model, not a curated record
CUUUGUCCCCGAGUUUAUAGCCGUCACAUGCAUUGGGCAUAUAUAAUAAGGAAACCCCAGAUACCCUGGUUAGUAAAAUGCUGCAGAAUACGAGUAUAGACGAGAUAGAUCGGCCUAAUCUGGUGAUAGUCUGGUCUGCUUAUCAAUGUUUUAGAGACCCGAUAUGCUUCGUAAUUUAUCCCCCGCUACUAAGUGUGGCUCCAUGGUUCAUGAGGUUACAGCCGAUUACACAGUAACUGCUUGGGGGAAUUGGGGGUAUAUAAGUAGCUAUAAAACCUCCUUUCAUUCCUGCCAGUUUAUGAAUUUUUUUGUCUAAAGAGCUAUACUUUUAAUCUCCCUCUCAAAGUAAUGACUUCCAACUCAGAUCCACCACAGGAUAUUCCUCCAGUGUAUAAGGACUCUGAUCAGACCUUCUUUGGUGAUAUCCAAGCGGUCCUUUCCAAUCCAGCCAGUAUCAAUGAGAUUGGUAAUUCCUUGUCUUCCGAUCAAAAGUUCCAGGUUUUAGCCCGGACCGGGCAUGCUGGUUUGGAGGACUUAGACGACUUGCCGGUGGAGGCCGAGUACAUGAUUAUCAAGGUGGACAACUUGACCAUCGAUGAGUCUCUUGAAAUCUUGAAAGACGCAAUUGUAUACCACAAGGGUGAUGUUAACUUCUUGCCAGAUGAAUACAACCAGAUGGUUGCCUUGGUCAAAGAAGGCGCACCAGUCCUGGAAUCCGAUACGGGGCUCCAUGCGGCUGAGAAGUUCAACCUCAAGGACAAGGAGAAUUUCAAGGAUAGCACCGACGAUAAAGGAUCUUACAUUUCCGAUUGGGAAUUCGAAUGCCGCCUCCUAGCCUCCUUGAUUCACUUCCAUUCGCCUUAUGCCGAAGUCAGAGCGGUGACGGAUCCGUACGAUGACCCUUCCGUCCCUGUGGAAACCAUUAGGUCCUAUUUCUUGGCCUUUAUCUGGACAGUGAUCGGUUCUGGUGUUAACGAAUUUUUCUCUCAUAGACAACCCUCUAUUUCGUUGGACACCUCUGUGAUCCAGUUGUUUUUGUAUCCAUGUGGUAAAAUUUUGGAGUUGUUGCCAGACUGGGGUUUCACUGUCAGAGGUAAAAGGUAUUCCAUUAACCCAGGACCUUGGUCUUACAAGGAACAGAUGUUUGCUACCAUAUGUUACUCUGUUUCCGCCGCUGGUGCUUAUGUGGACUCCAACAUUAUCGUUCAAAAGUUGGGUGUGUACUAUGACAAUGAUUGGGCAGAUUUUGGUUAUCAGGUUUUGUUGAUUUUCUCGACCCAAUGUUUAGGGUUCGGUUUCGCUGGCAUCAUGAGAAAGGUUUGCAUUUAUCCGGUGCGAAGUAUUUGGCCUACUAUUUUACCCACGCUUGCCCUUAACCGUGCCUUGUUAAAACCCGAGAAGAGAGAAAUCAUCAAUGGAUGGAGGAUCUCCAAGUACAACUUCUUUUGGAUCUUUUCUGGCGCCUCGUUCCUCUACUUUUGGAUCCCGAAUUAUCUUUUCGGAGCAGUUUCUACUUUCAACUGGUUGACCUGGAUCAAGCCGAUGAACUUCAACUUGGCCGCAAUUACUGGUUCUGUCCUUGGUUUGGGAUUGAACCCGAUUCCGACCUUUGAUUGGAACAUUAUCAACUUUAAUUCCGCGUUAGUCAUUCCAUUCUAUUCCCAGUUGAAUCUCUAUAUCGGAUCUCUUUUCGCUUUCUUUUGCAUUAUUGGCGUAUACUGGGGAAACUACAAGUGGACUGGAUACUUACCCAUUAACGAUAACUCGUUGUUCACUAAUACCGCGGAUUACUAUGAUGUUACCCAAAUUUUAACCAAUGGCCUAUUUGAUAAUGAGAAGUAUCAAGCUUACUCGCCGCCUUUCUACAGUGCCGCUAACUUGGUCCUUUAUGGCGCAUUCUGUGCCCUCUAUCCAUUUGGUUUUAUUUACACAAUCUAUGACCAGUGGGAGUCAAUGAAGAGUGCUGGUAUCCUGCUUUAUAAGACGGCAGUGAAUUUUAGAAGGUCGAACUUUGAAGGCUUGACCGAUCCGCACUCUAGAAUGAUGGGUAGGUAUAAGGAAGUUCCAGAUUGGUGGUUUUUGAUUAUUUUGGUUAUUUCCAUUGUGCUUGGUAUUCUUUGUGUCGAGUUAUAUCCUACUAAUACCCCAGUCUGGGGUAUUUUCUUUACCAUUGGGAUUAACUUUGUGUUCUUGAUCCCUUUGACUACUAUCAUGUCUAUCACUGGUUACCAGUUCGGGUUGAAUGUUUUGGUUGAAUUGAUCAUUGGUUACGCCCUUACAGGUAACGGUGUUGCCUUGAUGACGUUGAAGGCAUAUGGUUACAACAUCAAUGGCCAAGCUCAGAACUAUGUCUCCGAUCAGAAGUUGGCCCAUUAUGCUAAGAUCUCACCUAUGGCCAUCUUCAGGGGCCAAUUAAUGGCUACUAUCGUUCAGUGCUUCGUUGUCUUGGGGGUUGUGAACUGGAUGUUGAGCAACGUCAAGGAUUUCUGUCAACCCCACCAGGGUCAAAAAUUCACAUGUCCUAAUGAAACGACUUUCUACUCUUCGUCGAUUUUCUGGGGUGUCAUUGGGCCGAAGAAGGUUUUCUCCGGGUUGUAUCCUAUCUUGCAGUGGUGUUUCUUGAUUGGGGCCUUGUUGCCAAUUCCGUGCGUUCUUUUCAAGAAAUAUGGUCCAAAGCGUCUCACAUACUACUUCCAGCCAACCUUGAUCAUUGGUGGCUUUUUGCAAUUUGCCCCGUACAAUUUGUCGUACCUUACUGGCAGUUUGUACGCCUCGUUUGCCUUCAUGUACUACAUCAAGAACAAGUACGCUUCUUGGUGGGAAAAGUAUAACUAUGUUUUGACCUCUGCCUUGACCGCCGGGACAGCCUUUUCAGGGGUUAUCAUCUUUUUUGCAGUUCAGUACCACGAUAAAAGUAUUUCCUGGUGGGGUAACAAUGUUCCUUACGAUGGUAUUGAUGGCGGUAAUGGUCCGCAAUCGCUUCUUAAUUCUAGUGCUUUACCUGAUGGGUACUUUGGCCCAAUUAGUGGUAACUUCCCAUAGUUGCUGCAACCUUGGU